Molecule: messenger RNA, 1476 nt
Organism: Echinops telfairi (small Madagascar hedgehog)
Lineage: Eukaryota; Metazoa; Chordata; Mammalia; Afrosoricida; Tenrecidae
Gene: ABHD16B
Product: abhydrolase domain containing 16B
Exons: 1
Coding region: 5-1417 (470 amino acids)
Biological process (GO): phosphatidylserine catabolic process; monoacylglycerol catabolic process
Cellular component (GO): endomembrane system
Molecular function (GO): monoacylglycerol lipase activity; glycerophospholipase activity
Source: RefSeq, a predicted model, not a curated record
GCCCAUGUGUGUCAUCUGCUUCGUGAAGGCGCUGGUACACGUGUUCAAGAUCUACCUGACUGCCAACUACACCUACAACUUCCGGGGCUGGCCGGUGGACUUCCGCUGGGAUGACCCGCACGCCGCCGGUGGGGGCGGCAGUGGGCACCGUGCGUUGACUUGCGCGGCGGCUGCAGCGGGCGUGUGGCUGCUGCAGGGUGCGGCUCUGGGAGAGGACACGCGGGAGCGGCCCCCACGAGCCACACGCAGCCAGGUGCAAUGCCUCCUGCAGCAGAUCCGCGAGCUGCCUGGCCAGCUGGCCAGCUACGUGCUGGCCCACUCGCUGGGCCGCUGGCUGGUGUACCCCGGCUCCAUGGCACUCAUGACGCGCGCGCUGCUGCCGCUGCUGCAGCAGGGCCAGGCGCGCCUUGUGGAGCGCUAUCAAGGCCGGCGCGCCAAGCUGGUGGCCUGUGAUGGCAACGAGAUCGACACCAUGUUCAUGGAUCGCCGCCAGCAGCUGGGCAGCCACGGUCGCGGCCUGCACCUUGUGAUCUGCUGCGAAGGCAAUGCAGGCUUCUACGAGAUGGGCUGCCUGUCAGCGCCACUCGAGGCAGGCUACUCAGUGCUCGGCUGGAACCACCCAGGCUUCGGGGCCAGUACGGGCGCGCCCUUCCCGCAGCACGACGCCAACGCCAUGGACGUGGUGGUCCAGUACGCAUUGCACCGCCUGCACUUCCCGCCCGCGCGCGUGGUGGUCUACGGCUGGUCCAUCGGCGGCUUCACGGCCACCUGGGCCACCAUGACACACCCGGAUCUGGGUGCGCUGGUGCUCGACGCCACCUUCGACGACCUGGUGCCGCUGGCGCUGAAGGUCAUGCCCCACAGCUGGAAGGGGCUGGUGGUGCGCACCGUGCGCGAGCACUUCAACCUCAACGUGGCGGAGCAGCUGUGUUGCUACCCGGGGCCGGUGCUGCUCCUGCGGCGCACGCUGGAUGACGUGAUCAGCACGUCGGGCGCCCUGCGCCCCCUGCCGCCCGGCAACGUGCAGGGCAACCGCGGCAACGAGCUGCUGCUGCGCCUACUGCAGCACCGCUACCCCGCCGUGAUGGCUCGCGAGGGCCGCACCGCAGUCACCCGCUGGCUGCGGGCCGGCAGCCUGGCGCAGGAGGCUGCCCUCUACGCACGCUACCGCGUGGACGACGAGUGGUGCCUGGCCCUGCUGCGCUCCUACCGAUCGAGCUGCGAGGAACAGCUGGACGACCAGGAGGCCUGGGGGCCGCACGGGCUUGCCUUCCCCUGGCUCGUUGGCCAGGGUCUGAGCACGCGACGCCGCAGGCAGCUCGCGCUGUUCCUGGCUCGCAGGCACCUCAAGAACGUGGAGGCAACUCACUGCAGUCCGCUGGAACCGCAGGACUUUGAGCUGCCCUGGGCACUGUAGCCCGCUUCUCCAAGGCUCCCCUGUGCACACACUCCACGCGUGCCCUUUCUCACACUUCA